GGAAGAGGAGGAGGGCAAGAAGAAGCAAAACAAGAUUAGCCGCGAAGAACGAGAGAAAGAGACGCUUUCCUAAGGGGUAAUAGUUCGCGACGUGACGUAAUCGCGAACAUCGUUCUUUGCAAACUCACUCUACUACUUAUGAUUUCUUCGAUCGAAAAGUGUUCAGAGACUCUUUGAGUUAUGGCGUUGGUAACGAGGAUACCGAACGAUUCAUGAAUCCAUGUACGGAGCGUUCGAGAGGAAGAGAUACGAAACUCGUUCCCGAUCGUUUUUUCGAGACGUCAAGCGUUUAUCCUUUCGAAGAGAUCGAGCGAGGAUUCGCCGAAAGAAAAUGUAACGGACGAUGCGAGGGCGAUCUCCGCGAGACAGGAUGGCGAGCUAAAAGGCUCGUCCAAAGGCUCGAUUUUCCUUUAAUCCCGGAGCUCCGAACGAAUCACGACGUUAUCAUUCCCAGAACAAGAGAAGACUGCAUUCCCUAAUCAUUGAAAAAUACAUUGAAAAUAGAGAAAGAAAAGAAAGAAAAAAUGUACGAGGAGAGGAGAGACAGGGCCGUGAAAAAAGGAUGAAAAAAAAAUCUUUGUAAAUAAAUGCUCGCGGAUCGAGGACCAUUAGUAUAUUUUAUUUAUUUUUAAGGAUUAUAUCGCGAUAUUUUUUCAAGCCUCUCUUUGUCGUUUCCUUGAAUUUUCCUCGAUAGAACAGUGCUGCGGGCCGCGCGUUAUCCGUGUCGAGGCCGUGCGUAAACGAUGACAAAUCGAACGCGUUUCUUUUCAAACGCAUGACGUUUAAGAACGAAAGUGUCGCGCGUUAUAUGAAUUAUUUUAAAAGUAAUACCGUCGAUCGUCCCGACAUUGGGUAUAACAUUGAAGGAAAUCAAUGUGCCUUUUGGUGAGACCAGUCGCGAUUCUCGUUGGAGAUAGAGAAGAAGAAAUUCGUUCUCGAAUCGAUCGCCCCUAAGAGAAAGAGUGGCCGAGCAUCGAGAGGAUUAGAAGGAGGAGCAGAAGAGGAGGAGGAGGAGGAGGAGGAGAAGGAGGAGUGUUAUUGCACGAGCGAAUCGAAGCCGAGUGCUGCGAGCUACGUGCGUGCAUCGGGUGUCCGUGUGUGCUGAAAGUGUGGUGCGCUCGCGCGCGAAGUGCAGAAAACGACGAUGGAAUAUCGGUGAGGUCACGAGGUCACCGCAGAAUGCCUGAGCCGAGGGCGAAGCGCUGUAAACACUGUGACGAGUCUGGCCACAGGUUGGACAGCGGCUCCCCAUUUUGGAGGAUACAGCUCGAUCAGGACCUUUUGGAUACCAUAAGUGCGAUUUAUCCUGAGUGGUUUAAGGAUUAUACUAACGGCCGAGCCUCUACGUCCUCGUCGACCAGUACUUCCGGCCCUCGGUCGAACAACGGUAGCAACGUGGCGGCGGACUCCAGCGGUGUCCUCGAGAACAAGGUCGCCAAGGGCGAUUCCAAAUUGAAAGCAAAGUCGAAAAGGGCUGAAAAUUUCAAGGAGAAGGAUCGAGAGAGAAAGGACGCUAGGCGCGACAACAAGGACGAAAGAGACGCUGGGAACGGUAAGAAAAGUACGACGAAGGCUUCGCCGCAGCAGGAUAAAACGACGGUGGACGUGGCAGGAAGGAAGACGGCGGGUGUUCCAAUAUCAGGAGCAGAGAUGGCCGAAGGCAAUCAGUCGCCGCCGAAGGCGGAGGUCGACGACUCGCCCCUUCAGCAUGCCAUGGAUCGCAACAAGGAGUCGUUGAAGGUGAAGCUCAUGCUGAGGCGGCCGAUAAAUCAACUGGUUGCCCAGGGCAUUAUGCCGUCCCUGAAAACUCCGCCGGCGUUUCACGAACAACGUAAGCAACUCGAGCGGGCGAAAACCGGCGAUCUGUUGAAGGCAAAGAUCCAACAGAGACCCGGUAGGGAAGAGCUCGUGAGGCAGCAUAUACUCGAAGAUGUGGGUCACGUGGAUCCGAGCCUAGCCGAGAGACAACGGAUGCUGAAGAAGGCCAGACUAGCCGACCAAUUGAACGAUCAGCUCAGUCAUAGGCCCGGUCCGCUCGAACUUAUUCAAAAGAAUAUACUACAUACGGAGGAACCCAUCGAGAGGGCGGUAAAGGAGGGACACAUUCCCUUCAAGGCGACGUGCGAGGGACAGGUUACGAAACCUCAGCAUCCGGAUCACUACAUAACGUUCGAGGAUGACUCCCAAAGUUCCGGGGAAGGUGCCCCGUCGCCGCAAUUGGAGUCGCGUUCGGACGUUCUCGAAACGGCAGCUGCCUCCGCGGGAAUCGUCACGGUCUCCCUCAGCAUCCCCACGACUGGCGGUGCGGUCGUUGUCUCCUCGACGUCACCAGUUUUCCAACAAGCGUCCGGAGCGGAACCAACGAUACAGACCUUUGCCGAGCUAUGCAACACGGUCGUUGGCUCGCAACACCAGACGCAACAGGCUCAACAACACCCAUCCGCUCAGGCGAAUCAAACGAACGGGGCAUCGGGCACGCUGCUCCCACUGGCGCCGGCGUCGAGUCCCAUGUCCUUGGGAUCGACGACCUCGAGCCUUAGUCCUCUGUCGAAUAUCUCGAUAGCCUCGCCACCGGCUCCACCGCCGGCAGCCAUCACUCCUAGACCACAACCAAGUCCGAUCGCGUCCUCGGCGUGUCAGAGAAACGAUGCGCCGGGCAAGGACAAGAACAGAAAAAAAUCCAAAACCAAGAGCCAACCUAAGACGCGUACGAUCAAGUUUCACGAGUACAAAGGUCCGCCAAAUGCACAAAAGACGUCGGUUUCGUCUACGCCCCCCGGUCUCGGCUCAGCGCCGCCCGGCGAGACGAGCUACGAGCUGCUCCUGCAGCAACAACAACUAUUCCUUCAGUGGCAGCUCGAAUGGCAGCACAAGUAUCCUCAGAUUAUAUUGCCAGCCGCGCAGAAGCCGCUGUCUCUUACAAGCAGCGGUGCCAGUGAUGCCGGAAGCGUUAGCGGGAGCAGCGCGAAUGCUCCGAGUCCCGCGCCCUCGAAUUCCUCGAAUAAUCCAUCCGAGCAACCACCGCUCAGGCCCUUGGGCAAGUUGGAAGACAUGAAAGUGAGCGAUCUCAAAGUCGAGUUAAAGCGACGCAAUCUCCCAGUCUCGGGUUCUAAGCCCCAAUUGAUCGAACGGCUAAAGCCGUUCACGGAAUCAUCCAGCGGGAAUUCGACUUCUAACUCUAACGGACCUCACGUUACGCACAUGGGCCAUAUAUUGAUGGACACGCCCGGUCCUAUGACGUCCGACGAAUCUAGUUCGCAAGCAAAGAGCCCUAGCUCGAUUGUCAAGGACGAGCCGAAUAGCCCGCGGACCGAUUCGCCUCAUGGCAGCGAACACGAGGAUCCGUCGAGCCCACCAGUUCGUGUUUCAGGAGACGAUAUCAUCAAAGAGCAAAGGAAACGGAUAGAAGAGUUGCAACGGGAGUUGUAUAAAUCCCAACAACAACUUCAACAAAUUCGACAAACUCAGCCCGCAACUGUUCGAGCCGAGAAACUGGUGUUGCAACAGCAUAUACAGAGCAAGAUGCAACAGCAACAAUUGGCUUUACAUCUGCAACAGUUGCAACACCUGCAGCAGCAACAACAGCAACAACAGCAACAACAGCAACAGCAACAACAACAACAACAACAACAACAGCAGCAGCAGCAAAAUCAUCAACAGUCUCAGCAGCAAAUGCAGCAACAACAUGCGACGUUCCAGCAUCUCAAUGCGAAAGCCAGUUUGGCUGCUUUUCUACAGACGCAACCGAACAAUGCGACUGCCAUUCUAGAUUCCGCAGCGCUCACGGCAAUUAACAAUAAGAAAAAUCAAGCUAAGAAUAGUACCACCGUUCAAAUACCUACCGCGAUAGUUUUGAAUCUAGCCAAACCGGCCAAAUUGAACGGAUCGUUGCUCGGUGCUUUAGUCGCGCAAGCCCAAGCUCAACAACAGCAACAGCAAGCGAGCAGCACGGAGGAUGGUAAACCACCACCGCCUCAAUACGACGAGGCAGCCAAAUUAUUGAAGGUCAAGAUAGAACCGGUUCAAAAGAGUCAUAUUAAGAGUCAAGUUGUCGACGAUGUAUUGGAAAUUCUCAUUAAAAACGGAGAACUUCCACCGAGCGCGGCACAGGAUCCGGCUACGCCUACCACCCCGAAUCGUCAGCUCCAACAGAAUUUGGUAUUUACCGCGCCAGCGGACAGUCCAACUCAAUCUUUAGUAUUCACGGCUGCUAGUCCUAUCAGUCCGAUCAGCCCGAUGGCCAUGGAGGUCUCACAAAGCGGUUGUCCUAGUCCGUCGGCGUCGACAUCGGCAUCGACAUCGGUAUCGGCGUCUAGUUCGACUGCGGCUUCGGCGUCGGCACCGCCACCGCCUCCACCUUUACCAUUGGCAACCUUUUCCAUUCAAUUACCUACUUCGUUGCAGCAAUUACAACAACAAGAAGAUAUAUCUUCGUUUGGAACGCACCUAUUGAAUUCGGAUAAUGAUUUGGACGCAGCUAUGCUACUGAGUCCUCAAUCGGUGCAAGAGGCCUCGCCGGAUCCACAACCACCGCAAGAGGUCACAUCAUCGGAUAACGCAAACUUGGAUCUUAAAGAACUGGGAUUGGAUCUGGAAACAUUGGGUACUAUGGACUUUGGUCAACUCGACUGCGGCCUAGGAGUUAAAAUGGAAUCUUCCAACGAACUUAUGGAUAUAGCGGACAUGCCGAUGGACAUGGACGAUCCUGACUGGUUGGAUUCCUUGAUGCCUCAGUCGCCGCCCUCAUCUACGCCCAUGUCGAUUCAACAAUCGGUUGUUCCACACGUUACAUCCUUAUCCUCGGCAACGGAUAUUUACGAUCCGCUACUGGCAAGUAGUCAGGAUCCCUUCGAUCUCUUUAACAUGGAAGAUUCGGACUUUAAGAUGUCCUCCGAACUCUCUCUAACGUGGGACAAAGUAGAUUUUGCAACCUAGCCCGAGAUUCAUUCUCGAAACUCAACUUUGUGUACUUAAACGUUAACGAACAAGAGGCAUGGACUACUAAUCUUGGCACCACGUACAUCGCGUCUGGACACGAGUGUAAUGCGAAUACACACACCCACCCACCCACCCACACACACACACACACACACACACGCACACGCACGCACACAUACACGCGCGCGAGCGCGCACACGCACGCACAUGUCGUGCAAAAAUUGUACCGAGUGGUAGGUGUCACCACGGUAUUCGUUCUGAACGAAUCGUGGCCGAACAACGAGCCUGACUUUGUCGAUACGCUCGAAUGCUUCGCGCCGAAGAACUUAUAUCUGAUCGUAACGAUAAGUGAACGAUUCUAAAGUGAAUCGAUCCUGAAUCGAAAGUCGAGAGAAGCAUAUCUUAGGUGGACGAUCGAGAAUCUUUUCUUACAGCGUGUACACUCCUCGGUCUUCGUCGUUAAAAAGAAACAAACAGAAAAAACAAAAGCAAAAAAAAAUAUGUCAACGCACAUAAUCGUUGUUCUUCCAUACGAUAUCACGAAUCCUAUCGCGAUAAAAAUAAUUAAAAAGAACCGCCUUACCGAGUUGGUUUCUCUAGCUAAUUGGACGCGGUAUUUCACGAUUUCAAAACGAUAUCGGCUCUAAAUACGAGCGGAAGCAACGAGACGAAUAUUUUCAAAAUUCUCCAAAGAGUCUUCUUACGACGUUUUUAGAUAUGUAGUUCGUACUCUAUCCAGUCUACGGUCGUGUGUUGCUUGAGUUUUAAUAAUCGCAAAUUAGCGUGUGUGCAAAAAAAUGCAGAAGACACGGGAAGUACUACCUAUACGUCCUUCUCGUUUGUACUCUUUCCCUAUCCUUCUCCCUCAAAAAACUGUAAUCAAUCGUAACAAAACUGCAUAAUUACAUUUACGAGAAUUUAAUAUAAUUAAAUGAAUAAUUGUAAAGGUAUACAUACGUUAGAUAGAUACUUAUAUAUGUAAAUUAUAAUACCUUAUAUACAUACAUAUAUAUAUAUAUAUAUAUAUAUAUAUAUGUGUAUAUAUAUAUAUAUAUAUACACGCGCGCCCCUGUCUCUGAGAGUCGAACGUGUUUCUUAAAACGCACGAAUCGGUCGACUUUUAGCGGCGCAAUUGCGAUAUUUUCUAAGCCAGAGCAUGUGAUGUUAGAAGGUACACAUACUUUAAUCUGUAAUAUUAUAUGUGGAAAGUACGAAUUGCUUUGUAGUAGCAACGGGCAUGGUCCCGUUACCGAGGUCGCGGCUUGGCGCGAUUCCUUCAGCUUCUUUCCCAAAUGAUAUUUUCUCUCGCUUUUCCUUUUUCAUUUUCUUCUUCUCUUUGAUUGUUGUUGUUUUAUGACAUUCCAUGUUUCUAAACACUCAUGACAAACUAGAAUGAGAUUUCGAACCCAAAGCUGCCGGCCUCUCGUACCAGCUCGAAUCUUGAGCUCGUUCUGGGAACUUCGGUUGGCUCACGAAAAUCAAUGGUGUUUUCGUAAAAAUCAAAAACAUCUUUGUGGAAAUAGAGUAAGCUCCGAGAAUAGGUGCAGCCAGAGGUUCAUUAGUCGCAUCAAUGAUGUUUUCUGAUUCCAAAUACAUUACCGUAUGAUCUCUGCUUGUGCUAUUAAUCACGUUUACUAUCUCAUUCAAUUUCUUAAUCCCGCUUUGCUUUCUCGCAUCGUUUCAAUUUAUCACAAUAGUUAUGGAAAUUAGAUGCAUCUUCUCAUUGUAUAAAAAUAAUAAACAUUAUUCCAAUCACGAGUCCUAAGAGUACCCUCUUUACUUGAGGAUAAAGUAAAUUGCUUGCAGUUUUUAUGAUUCUAUCAUUUCGACGAGGACGAUCAAGACCGCAUUCCAAGCUCUUAGAUUUAGAAAGUCCGACAUCUUUCUUGCUUAUCACGAUAGGAGGUACUUGAUAAGACCAUAUAGCGUACGUCAAAUAGAAAAUCAUCUUUGGCUGACAUUAUACAUAAUUUCGUCGAUAGUAACGUCGCUGUCGAUGGAGUUAUUUUCACGAUAUACAAACAAGUUAGGUCGUUUUUUUACCGAAUACGUCGAAUAACUCUCAAUUGUUUUCAAAGCUUAAAAGCGUACUGCUACUGGCCUCGCCGAGACAAGUGCAGCUUCCUGGUGACGACGUAAAGAUACAACGGGAUCGCGCCGCUCGCCUCGGUAAUGCGGAGAGGAAGAUGAGAGUGUGAGAGGAAGAGAGAGAGAGAGAGAGAAAGAGAGAGAGAGAGAGUGGAUGCUGCUAUGCAUGCGUAUGGAUUUUUGAAAAGGAAAAAAAUGUAAUACUAGAAAAACGUGUGGGUGAGUGUCGAUAGGCGUGAAUGUGUACGUUGAGAAAAGAAUGUUUGAAUCUUAUCAAAGUAUAAUAAAUUAACGGUGCUAAUAGUUAUUGAAAACCCCAAAUUUUACAUCGAUCGGAUAAUAAAUUGGAAAUCGCUGCUUUUAAUCUUUCUUCCCUUAUAUUCUCGAUACGAAAAAUUAUCUAUGUCUAUGCGCAUAUACAUAUGUACAUGUAUACAUAAAUAUACGCUGAGAAUGAGCGAGAGAAGGGAAAGAAAGAGUAAUGGUCCAUACGUGGGAAUUCGAAAGAAAAGAAAGAGCGAAUGACGAAAAGUAUUCACUAAGAAAAAUACGUCUUGGCACUAGUAAAUGUCGUUGCCACCGUGUAACGGAGAACAGCUAACAUUCCAAUGAUUCGCUCCAAUUCAGAGAUCCUCGAACCAUCGCCAUGUUCCGCGUUAUCUGCGUUGAAUAUGAAAGCAAAAGCAUUGGAUAGGAGAAAAAAGUCCAAUAGAAAAGAAAGAAAAAUAAAAGUGCAUAGAAGCUUUAUCAUUAAUUUUUUUUUCUUUUCUUUUUUUUUCGAAUCGCCGCGCGAUUUUGAGAUCGAUGAAGUGGCGAUUACGCCAUUAAACUAUAAUAUAAUCAGUGCAUUUAACUAAUAAUCGUCAAACUGAUUUCAUUUGGUUGAUACUUCUGUUCUUUCGUAGCAAAUGUUACCGACAAUAGCGUCACAUCAGGAAAUUUACAUUACAUUUUUUUGCAUUUAAAUUUACCACACGACCAAAUUCUUUUUUUCUUGCGAGGCAAACGGAACAUGGUAUUGGUGAAUAAUAUAAAUUUGAAUGUGCCAAAUUUCCCUUGCCAUCGCGUAUAUGUAUAUUUACUUAUGUGUAACGAUCAUUGCAAUCGUCAUAAUCGUCUCGUCACUAUCGUCGCGCUAUAUCAUCAUUCGUUACUUCACAAGGCCUAUCUGAACGAGCGAGAAUGAUUCUUGUCGUGUUGGGAUGGAAAAUACAGUGAAGAAGAAGCAACCGUACGAUGACUCUUGAUAAAUAAGCGGCGAGCAUUACUUUCUUUUUUUCCUUUCUCAAUGCGUCGAUCCUUAUUCUGUAUAAAUAAUUAAUUCAAUUCAAUUUCGAAUCGUUAAUCAUGAAUCUAUCCGAUGAUCGAUUGAUUUUGUCAGGCUGUGCGAAUCUGGUAGUCCGCAUUAAAGCGUACGUGAAUGUCUUCGUAUUUGUCGUACGUGUGUUGUACGUAGACAAAAGAGAGAAUAAAAGCGUGAGCGAAAAAAUAUAAAUGUAUGAACGAUUGUGUACAGAAAUUUGCUUGGAUAGAGAUAAGUAAAAUGAGGGAGUGCGCGAAUGAGAGAACGUGUUGUAUAGCGCGUGUGUGUGUGUGUGUGUGCGCAAGAGAGAGAGAGAGAGA
This is a messenger RNA of Vespa mandarinia (Asian giant hornet), 8649 nucleotides long. RefSeq lists its product as uncharacterized. Gene Ontology annotation, cellular component: nucleus. Gene Ontology annotation, biological process: positive regulation of transcription by RNA polymerase II. Lineage: Eukaryota; Metazoa; Arthropoda; Insecta; Hymenoptera; Vespidae. The record is from RefSeq and is a predicted model, not a curated record. Gene Ontology annotation, molecular function: transcription coactivator activity.